Messenger RNA from Aspergillus oryzae RIB40, 1533 nucleotides. RefSeq lists its product as uncharacterized. The record is from RefSeq and is a predicted model, not a curated record. Lineage: Eukaryota; Fungi; Ascomycota; Eurotiomycetes; Eurotiales; Aspergillaceae. The coding region runs from base 1 to 1533 and encodes 510 amino acids. The transcript has a single exon.
AUGACAUCAGUACUCAGGGGGUUGCGAUUGGGUCGAGAGGAGCCAUCGACACAUCAGCACUCAUGGAAGAUAAGCCCAACCAGUUUGGCUCCCGCAAGUUCUAGGGAAGAGGAAGUACAGAUUCCGGACCCAGCGAUAUUCAGAGGAAUUUCUAUCCCUCCUAGUCACACACCCAGUGCUCUCGAUGCCUCAGACAUAGACAAAUUCGACUUUCUAUACCCAUCAACGAAUCACCUUGCAAUGCAUUUAUGCCUCAUUGAAUGCUUCUAUAAGCUGAGGAACUACGUCAUGAAUUCUAGGGAACUGGACACUGUCAUUGGACCAUUGGUCUCAGCAGAAAAUACUCAAAGCUCCAAGACACGCCUUACGGCUGCAGAUGCGGAUAUGGUCCGUACAAGCCAGAUAAGGAAAUGGGAACUAUUUGUAAAAGCAGCCGUUGGCCGUUUUGACAUCUGGUGGCAGAAUGUCGACAAGGCAAUACGACAUGCAAAAGCAUACACUACCCCUGCCGUAGCGCAGCUGGAGACUAGUACUCUCUCCAAAGACUAUCUUCCUCCACUAGAUGUGCUUCUAGUGUGGUACAGCUAUAUUCUCCAUCCCUCCUACUCGUCUGACUGUGAAAGAUUUGGUAAACAAAGUGCAUUUAUGCUUUGUUUUCCGUGGCACGCCCUCUACGAAGUCAUUGAUCGGAAAACACUUGUCUACAACUUGCCGACGGCGGCAGCGAAUAUGUUCAAAACCAUGUCGUCACAGUCUGAAGACCUUAUUACUUGUCUUGCGUCUCCACCUCCGUAUACCGCGUCGAUGGGCGCCCAGUACUCAGUUGACCUUGAGCACGCAGUCGCCAUGCAAGACAGCUUUGUUAAUGACACACAUGAGCUUCUCUGGCUCCGCUCACCAGCCUGCUCCGGAUCAUUAACCCGCUGCAUGGAGAGAUAUAAACGGUUUCAACUUCUUGUGCAUCUGUAUCCAGACAGACGUGCUAGUUUGAGACCAACAUGGGAUAUUGAACUCGCCUUGAGAACCCAUCAACUUUAUGCAGAUAAUUUUCACACGUUCGCUAGCCAGCUUGUUGGAGGACACUUGAAUUACGCAAAGGCUCCAAGGGCCUUGGAGACGGAAAAACCUAUGGCGAAUACUAUGACAGAUACCAACACUGCUGAGUUAUGGGAGAAGCAGUUUAGAGAGCCAUAUACCAGUUGUCCGUGUUGGGCUUGCGAGUGCAUCAAGGAUGCCAUUGGCGCAAGUGGAAUGGAGCUAUCUACGAAAUGCCUCUCCCCGAAGCAAAUAAAAGAAAUCCAGAAAGCGCUCCAAUUCUACGCUUCAGUUGAGAGCGCACGGGAGUCUGGACAGCGGCUCCCGGCUGCUCCUCGUCAAGACAAAAAGAAGGACGAAAAGUGGGAACUAGACUGGGGUCACGGUUGGCGAGAAGUGGCUGUCAAAGGCAAAUUUGAUGAACAUGGGAAUGUUGUUAAGAGGAUUGUGAGAGAGAAGCCGUACACUUCGCAGAUUAACUGGAUGCUGGGAGUAUAG